Messenger RNA from Myzus persicae (green peach aphid), 2838 nucleotides. Its product is annotated as macoilin-1-like. Gene Ontology annotation, cellular component: rough endoplasmic reticulum membrane. Gene Ontology annotation, biological process: neuronal signal transduction. The record is from RefSeq and is a predicted model, not a curated record. The transcript is spliced from 14 exons. Lineage: Eukaryota; Metazoa; Arthropoda; Insecta; Hemiptera; Aphididae. The coding region runs from base 181 to 2076 and encodes 631 amino acids.
AUUUCAUGAUCGCUCGAAAUUUAAAUUGAAACACUUCUUGAACAUGUCCCGCAGCAAUCCAUAGUACAGCUACCAAAUAAACGCAUAUCUGCACCGUUCUAGAUUACAUUUUGUUAUUUUUCUCGACGAUCUGAUUCACAGUUUUAUAUAUGCAUUUGAAUAAACACAAUAAUUGGUAGUAUGAAGAGAAGGAAUGGCGAUUGUGGAAAAUCUCGAAAGGCCUUGAAAAGAAACAAAUCCGCCACCGAAGGAAUCUACUGGAGUUCUGUACAUUAUCUGAAGUUGUUCGGCAUUUGGCUCGUUCUGAUACUACUUGAUUAUUUACUACACUUUCGGUUUGAGUACGUCUGGCCAUUUUGGCUUCUGUUUCACAAAAUUGUUGAAGGAAUUAAACAUCAAGGAUUUGUUUAUACAGUGUUUUUUGUUUGCAUUGCAUUGACAUCAGACAUGGUGUGCUUUUUCUUCAUACCUGUACAUUGGUUGCUGUUUGUUGCUAGUACUUAUUUUUGGGUACAAUAUAUUUACCAAGCAGAAAAAUGUGUUUCUUGGCCAGUGGUAACUUUAUUAGUCUUGUACAUUUAUGUGGAGGCUUAUAUCCGACUGAAUAACCCUGACCAUAUUCCUUAUAAAUUGGUUUUGUGUAAACCUUUAGCUGCUAACUGUAUUGGAUAUCCUGUGGUUACACUAUGUUUUGGUUUCAAAAGUUAUUUAAGUCAUAAAUUGAGACAGAAACAACAACAUAGGGUUUCUAAAGAAAAUGAGUUUUAUCAAAACUUAUUAUUAGAUGCUUUGCCGUUUGAUAGAAUAACCGGCUCCAUUAUACCUAGUCAAGAAAAUGAUGAUGGAGAAAUAUGGUUGGAAUCAAUUUGUGAGGUGCCUGCUGAAGACAAUGAUAUACAUAUUAAUAAAGUUAUAUCUAAUGGUAGUGUUCCACAUAAGAAACCUGAAAAGCAAGAUCCUAUAUGUACUGAAAUACCUAAUAAAAAAUUAGUAACUAAUGAUAGAUUAAUAUGUAAUAGUAAUCAAGAAAAUCAUGUAAAUAAAGAAACAGAAAAAAAUAAAAAGGUGACUCCUAAAUCGUCAUCAACUAAAAAUAAUAACCAUCUAAGGUGUAGUAAUCAAAACUCAAGCACAAAAGAAUCUACAAAAGCUAAAGGCACCUCACCACUAAGACUAGAAAAGCCUUUAAUUGUUGAUCCUAAAGACAUAUAUUGUGAAACAUUGGAAAAUGAGUUAAAAAGGCUUAAAUGUGAACUUCACUCGUGUAGUCAGGCAGAAAAAGAACUGAGAAAUCAGUUAAAUUCUGCUUUAGUUGAAAAUUCAAAUACUUCACAUGAUUUGACAAGGCUGAAACAAGAACACGAAGAUACCAAAUCUAAGGUUAUCAAUUUGGUAGUAACCCAUCAAAAUGAUAGGCAGAUGGUGUCUCAACUUGAAAAACGUUUGUCAGAUGAAAAACGACUAAGGAUUUCAUGUGAGUCUCAAUUAGUCACAGAAAGACGACAAUUAAAAAAAGUUGAAGAGCUUGCUGCUUCUAGAUUAUCAGCUUUAUCUACAAAACCAGAAUGUACAGAAAGCUGUAAGGUUAGACGCAGAGAGCUUGAAAGUGAAGCCAAAGCAUUACGCAAAGAACUUAGGAUAAAAGAUGAGCAGUAUGUGGCGGCGCAAAAAGAAGUCAAUGAUCUUCAACCGUACAAACAAAGUCAAGAUAAAAUUGAUUUUGUUAUGUCUGCAUUGUCAACGUUGAAAGACAAAAAUGCUCACUUAGAACACAGUCUGAGCGCGGAAACGCGCAUUAAACUCGAUCUGUUUUCAGCAUUAGGCGAAGCCAAGAGACAGCUAGAAAUUAAAAUUAAUAAAAUUUCAUCUCAAGAAAAAGAGAUUGAAGAACUUAAGUCUAAAAUGGCUCAGACAAUGAUUAUGACGCCACCAAAUAACUCAUACCAUAUGGUAAACUCUGUUGGCGGAUCGCCAACAAUGAGGUUUGGUGGUAGUAAUUCACCUCAGUCUAGCCUUGAUCCAAAUGCCACUAUAUAUACACCCAAGAAAAGUUCACAUUUAGUCACUGAAGCUUAAUUUUUAUAAUAAAAUGUUUGCAUACAGAAUUGCAGUAUUUUUCAAAAACUGACAACAAAAAAAUUAAUUCUCUUUUCUCUUUCUCAACAGAUAAUAAUUAUUGUACACAUUAAAUACCUCAGUAGUCAGUGAAGUAUUAAUUUAGAAACAAUUUGUAUUGAUAGUAAUAUUCUUUAUUAGAAUCAGUAUUUUUAUUGUUUACAAACAUUUUACAAAUACCUUUGAUGAUUUAAAUAAAUCCCUCCCCCUCUCAUUUACUAUGAAUUUGACCUAUAUUCUUGCACUUCAUAAUUUAUUAUGUAUCUGUUUUGUUUUGGUAUUUUUUCUCAGUUCUUGACCAAUGGGGUGCUUCUACUUCAAUUUAUUUAUUUUGUUUAUUUGAUCUUCCAAUUUUUAAUGUUUUUUUUUUCUUUUUUUUGCAUUUCAUCUGUAUCAGUAUCUUUGUGGUAAUAGACACACAAAAUCUAAGAAACUUAAAGUCGAAACGAACAAAUUAAUAUUAAGACAUAAUAUGUUAAGUUUAAACUUAGUUCUUUUUUUAACCAUUAUAUAAAUUUGUAUAUUUUUUUUUUGUUCCUAAUCAGAAAAAGUCCUAAGGGCCACAUAACCCUAAAGGAGUUUUUCUUUGUUAACAUUUAUGAUUGUAAUGAAAAGAUUGUGAUAAUUUAUAGAUGAAAUAGCUCCGUUUAAAAUGAAUUAAUGUGUAUUGAAUAGGUACACACAUAUAUAUAUUUUUUUUUUAUAAAAUUAAGACAAUAUGGU